Messenger RNA from Aspergillus ochraceoroseus IBT 24754, 475 nucleotides. RefSeq lists its product as uncharacterized. The transcript has a single exon. Lineage: Eukaryota; Fungi; Ascomycota; Eurotiomycetes; Eurotiales; Aspergillaceae. Bases 19 to 294 code for a protein of 91 amino acids. The record is from RefSeq and is a predicted model, not a curated record.
AAAAAAAAAAAAAAAAAAAUGCAGCCACGUAUGCCUUUUGAUGAUGUCGCUUGGGAGAAAAGCGAAGAGAUUUCGGAUAAUUGGGUAGACGAGCUUUUUGCCAAUGAAAACACCCUCGAAGUCGCCGCCAUUCGAUAUCUCCAGGAUCAUACGUCCAUCCCAGUGCCUUUUAUUCUGCAUUGGGGUACCAAAGAGGAGAGUCCACUUGGAUUAGGCCCCUUUAUCAUCAUGGAAUACAUUGAGCACGAAAUGAACAUGAGCAAGGCCCUGAACACGCCUGGGAUUUCGCAUUGAAGGACCGACCGCGCCUCGAUCCAAAUAUUGAUAUCCCGAGACUGGAGAUGCUGUAUGGGCAACUUGCAGAUAUUCUGCUUCAGCUUAAUCAAACAUGUCUCCCGAAAAUUGGGUCCCUAGACCAAGUCGAUGAUGAUGAUAUUAACUAUGAAAUUAAACACCGACCACUGUCAAUCCAUAU